Aspergillus brunneoviolaceus CBS 621.78 is the source of this 1491-nucleotide messenger RNA. RefSeq names its product MFS general substrate transporter. Gene Ontology annotation, cellular component: membrane. Lineage: Eukaryota; Fungi; Ascomycota; Eurotiomycetes; Eurotiales; Aspergillaceae. The record is from RefSeq and is a predicted model, not a curated record. Gene Ontology annotation, biological process: transmembrane transport. The coding region runs from base 1 to 1491 and encodes 496 amino acids. The transcript is spliced from 4 exons. Gene Ontology annotation, molecular function: transmembrane transporter activity.
AUGUCGGUAGUGCCUGAGCCAGACGGACACAUCGAUGACCUUAUCAACAUCCCGGGGUAUGACCCGGACCUCCAACCCACAGCUGGUGAGACCCGCAAGGCCAAGAUGAAGGUCGACUUGUGCAUUCUACCUUUCAUCGUGGUCUGCUUCUGCUUUUUGCAGUUCGACCGCACAAACAUCGGAAAUGCUUUGACAGAUACGCUGCGGGCUGAUAUUCAUGUGAGCAACUCGGCGAUCAAUAUGGCCCAGACCCUGUUCACCGUGGGCUUCAUCAUUACCGGGUUGCCUUUCAACGUAAUCAGUCGAUACAUAGGCCCCGAAAGAUUCUUGCCUAUUAACAUGUUCGUCUGGGGCGUCGCCACAUGGUCCCAGAUCUUCAUCAAGAGUGCGUCGGGGCUGAUCGCCGCCCGAUUCUUCAUCGGAGCCCUCGAAGGCGGGUAUAUCCCCGGGUUCGCCCUCUACAUCUCCCAGUACUAUACCCACCAGGAGCUUGCGCUGCGAUACGCGAUAUUCUGGGCCUCAAAUAGCUUUGCUGGCAUUCUUGGUGGCCCUCUGUCCAUCGGACUUCUCUCAUUAGGCGGUCGACACGGGCUUCAGGGAUGGCAGUGGCUUUUCUUGAUCGGUGAGUUCUUCGGCCUCCUUACCUGCUUUCUCGGUAUUGUGGCGUAUCUGUACCUCCCACACAGCCCCAUCCGCCCCAAGACCUUCUUCCGCCGAUCAUAUAACAUCUUCACCCCCCGCGAGGCCUCUAUCCUGAUAACCCGGGUGCUCAACGGCGACCGCACCAAGGCACACCGAUCACAAGGGCGUCAUCAGCGGCAGUCUAUCACACUCUCUGACGUGUGCAGCACCUUCACCGACUGGCGCCUCUACGGACACCUGGCCGCCGCUUUCUUGUCGAUGUUGAUGAUCUCACCAAUGAACACCUACGCGCCCUCUAUCAUUAAGAGUCUCGGCUUUACCAGUCUGCAAGCCAACGGCCUCAACUCUGUCGGCAGCGCCGGCGCAUUACUCUUGUCUGUUGCAUUGGCACUUAGCAGCGACCGGUCGCAGGAGCGUGGGGUCCACAUUGCCGUCGGAUACCUCUGGGGUGCGGCGGGGUUGUUGUGGUUGGCGUUGGCGCCGGAUUCGAGUGGGAAAUGGUUGCUCUAUGGGGGAGUCGUGUGGACCCAAAUGGGGAUGGGCUGCGCCCAAGCGAUCAGCGCCGCCUGGCUGACGACGAAGAUGCCGGAGCGGAAGCGGCCAGUGGCGCUGGCGGCGUAUGUCAUGAGUAUUCAGCUGGCGAAUCUGCCAGGCAAUCAGUUGUUUCGAACACAAGAUGCACCGCGGUAUACCCGUGGGCUUAUCAUUGCCGCCUCUUGUGCCAUUGGAGCCGCCGUCAUCAUUUUGGUUUGGAAAGUGCUCUACCGCGUGUUCGAUCAGGAAGAUCAUUUAGCUGAAAGAGAGCAGGCGGGGUUUUACGAUGCAAGUCGAAAGGAGGAUCAACCAUGA